AUGACGAGAGUAUAUGGCUGCCGGAAAAGUGGCCACAAGUUCCUCGAUAACCUCGUGAACCCCCGAGCGUGCAGCCAAAAGAAUGGCGUCCACAGGCCUGAUUGUAAUCUAAGCACUCCAUAUUCUUGCAGAGGGUUCGAAGAAGAUCAAACACCAGCUCAUGAGUGCGUUUUCUUUGGCGAUUGGCCUUCGCAUGAGGAACUGGUGACCAAAGAUAAGUCAUCAUCAGUUGAGAAAAGUGACAACAAUGAAAGUAGCCGGUCCCAGACCAUAAACACACCCACCAAAAAUAUCAGCAUCAAUCAGCAUACACAGAAUCUUGAGGCCAUCUCCCCAAGGUACGGGCUCGGUAACCAGUCGUCCCUUGUCUCGGAUAUCAAGUACCAAAGGGUCUCCCCAUGGGCCGCCAAUGCCGCCUUGUGGACUGGGAAGUUACCAACGUUGUCAAGUGCGCACAGCAAAUCAGGCCUGCGGCCCACCAGGAUCUUGGCGGCAACCUUAUUUCCAGUCAGAGACGCCACGUGA
Molecule: messenger RNA, 525 nt
Organism: Striga asiatica
Lineage: Eukaryota; Viridiplantae; Streptophyta; Magnoliopsida; Lamiales; Orobanchaceae
Source: the annotation of a GenBank genome assembly